Acipenser ruthenus (sterlet) is the source of this 1854-nucleotide messenger RNA. RefSeq names its product ETS translocation variant 1. Gene Ontology annotation, biological process: cell differentiation; regulation of transcription by RNA polymerase II. Gene Ontology annotation, cellular component: nucleus. Gene Ontology annotation, molecular function: sequence-specific DNA binding; DNA-binding transcription factor activity, RNA polymerase II-specific. Lineage: Eukaryota; Metazoa; Chordata; Actinopteri; Acipenseriformes; Acipenseridae. The record is from RefSeq and is a predicted model, not a curated record. Bases 361 to 1806 code for a protein of 481 amino acids. The transcript has 13 exons.
ACAAUGUAUUUUGAAGGCGCUGUUUGAAUCGCACGGAAAAUCCGAGGUUGAUUGACACACAGAAAUCUGAUCCUGUAAAAGAGACAGACAACCAAUGGGAGGGAGCGAUCCAUCAGUUUGGAGGCCCCUGGAGGAGAAGCAAAGGAAAAAAAAAACAACAACAUUGAACUGAGCUCAAUGACUGAGCUUUGAGCUCUGAGGUGAGCUACUGCAACUAAUUCACAUUUUUAAUCAAAUCCAUAAGGAAUCAUAUGGGAGAUUGCUGUGCAUAUUACUUAGUUUUAGGUUGAUCCAAAUCCACAUCCAGAGGAAAGCUUCAUCUAAAUGCCCACAAAAUAAUUAAAUAAACGGAGACUGGAUAUGGACUGUAGAAUGGAUGGAUUUUACGACCAACAAGUGCCUUACAUGGUUACAAAUAAUCCACAAGGGAGGAAAUGUAAUGAGAGAGCAGUAAAUGAGAGGAAAAGAAAAUUCUUGAACACAGACCUUGCUCAUGAUACAGAAGAACUUUUUCAGGAUCUAAGCCAAUUGCAAGAAACCUGGCUUGCAGAAGCUCAAGUUCCUGACAAUGAUGAGCAGUUUGUGCCAGACUUCCAAGCUGAAAACCUGGCUUUCCACAGUCUCCCGCUGAAAAUCAAAAAGGAACCCCAGAGUCCUUGCUCGGAGUUAAGCUCCACUUGCAGUCAAGAACAGCCUUUCCAGUUCAGUUAUGGGGAGAAGUGCCUGUGUAAUGUCAGUGCCUAUGCUCAGAAGCCACAAAUGGGAAUGAAGCCUUCCUGUUCACCAACACCAUCCUGCAGCACGCCAGUGUCCCCUCUGCACCAUGCUUCACCUAAUCCAGCACCAACUCCCAAACCAGACAGGACCUAUCCUCACCUUCCACCGCCCCAGCAAAUACCUGACAACUCUUUCUCAAUGGACCACAGAUUUCGACGACAGUUGUCAGAGCCAUGCCAUUCAUUUCCCACUCCCUCUGCAAUGUCCAGAGAUGGUCGGCCAAUGUACCACAGGCAAAUGUCAGAGCCUAACAUCCCAUACCCACCACAGGCCUUCAAACAGGAGUACCCUGAUCCCGUAUAUGAGCAUGCUGCCAUGGUUGGGGGUCCAGCCAGUCAAAAUUACCCUCCAUCAAUGAUUAUCAAACAGGAGCCGAGGGAUUUCAUGUAUGACUCAGAAGUGCCUAGCUGUCAUUCCAUCUACAUGAGGCAAGAAUGUUUCCUGCCUCAUUCCAACAGAACUGAAGGUUGUAUGUAUGAUAAAGUACCAAGGCACUUCUAUGACGAUACAUGUGUGGUUCCUGAGAAGUUUGAAGGUGAUAUUAAACAGGAACCUGGCAUAUACCGUGAAGGACCCACGUACCAACGGCGAGGUUCCCUUCAGCUUUGGCAGUUUCUGGUAGCCCUCUUGGACGACCCUUCCAACUCCCACUUUAUAGCCUGGACAGGUCGAGGCAUGGAGUUCAAACUCAUAGAGCCAGAAGAGGUGGCCCGUCGUUGGGGCCUUCAAAAAAACCGUCCAGCCAUGAACUAUGAUAAAUUGAGUCGCUCCCUUCGCUAUUACUAUGAAAAGGGAAUCAUGCAAAAGGUAGCUGGGGAGAGAUAUGUAUACAAGUUUGUUUGUGACCCAGAAGCGCUUUUCUCCAUGGCAUUUCCAGACAAUCAGCGGCCAGUGCUGAAGACAGAUCUGGAGCGCCACAUCAAUGAAGAAGACACAGUCCCACUGUCCCACUUCGAUGAGAACAUGACCUACAUGCAAGAAGGAGCCUAUUGUAAUGCCCACCCCUAUAAUGAAGGAUAUGUGUAUUAAUAACUGAUGUGGCAAAUUAGCCCUCAAAUGCUUUCAUAUAUAUAUAUA